CGACCAAAGAAGGGACACUGACACAUAACUUAUUUUUAAAUACUUGAGAAGAUAAGAAGAGGAAGCAAUGAAUCAAGUCUGAAACACACAGUGAUCAACCAACCACUUUUAGCAAACAUCCAAAGAGAAAAAAAAACAGAGUGAGAGGAACCUCAAACAAAGAAAGACGGAGGAGGAGAAAGAAGAGUUACCGCCGCCAUCCAUGGCGGGUCUUCAGAGAUCCAACAUCUCCUUCCGACGACAGGGCUCUUCUGGUAUAGUCUGGGACGACCGUCUCAUCGCGGAGCUUAACAAACAGGCCAACGAGCACAAAGGCGAAACUGAAGAACAGGAAGGUCAGGAGGACCAAACAGCUGGAGGCGUAAUCAAGCCGAUAAGAACGGAAGGUGGAAUCGAGAGGAGUCGUUCCAACGGAGGAGGAGGAGCAAACCGCCACCAUAGAAACACGGGAAGAGUGUCUCCGGCGGUGGAUCCCCCGUCGCCGAGAUUGUCGGCGUUUGGAUGUUGCUCUGCUUUCGGGAAGAAACCGGUUAAACAGAGGAAAAGGCCACCGAAACGGAGAUCCAGGUAGGGAGUUACCAGAGGAUGAAAAGGGAGCAACGUCAAAGAAGACAGACACACAAAGAAAAAGAGCAUUAAUACAUAUACAUAACAUACUUAGCAAUGUUAAUGAAUACUCAUGUCUUUUUUAUUUUCUAUUUGUGCUUCUUCUGCUGCUUCUUUCUUAAUUUAAACUUGUCUGGACUUAGACGAUGUUUGUAUCUGCUUGGUUUCAGUUUGUUUCCGUUCAUCUUACUUCCCUA
Messenger RNA from Raphanus sativus (radish), 803 nucleotides. RefSeq names its product MAPK kinase substrate protein At1g80180. NCBI's taxonomy places the organism in Eukaryota, Viridiplantae, Streptophyta, Magnoliopsida, Brassicales, Brassicaceae. The record is from RefSeq and is a predicted model, not a curated record. The transcript has a single exon. Bases 203 to 571 code for a protein of 122 amino acids.